UUAAAUAAAAACUUAAUAUAUAUGUACCUUCAUAAAAAACUCAAGAGCUACCUUGGAUAUAAUUUUCGUAUGAUUCCAUGGCGAAUUAAAAAGUGCAUCGAGUUUUAAACGGCAUGACAGAAACACAACACUGUGGAAUUUGACAGUCAAAAAGUAGCAACAGUAACGGCGAUGGGAAUAGGAAAAAAUGUAAAUUUCCUAAAGGUGUUAAUUUGAGGAAAAUACUUGCGAAUAAGUGUGAAAUCAAGUGAAAAGUGUGCCUCGCACUUCGGUAGCAUCUUCCGAAAGAAAAAUCAUAAGUUUAUUGCACAAAAACAGAGAAACGGUUGCGUGAAGAAAGUCGACAAAGUCCAGAAGAAGAAUUCGGCAAUUUGCAUUGUCUACACAUUCUGACUUGCCACAACCUCAACCACAACCAUACCUGUCCGCCGUUGUCUUCGCUAAUUGUGUUGUGUGUUCAUAUGUUCGGCUUUUGCCUUUAAUUUGGAAUUUUGUCUUUUUCAUCACCAAGCAUCGCAGAAUUAGCAGUUGAAGGAGGUAGAAGGUGAAAAAAGCAUUUGCUUAUAAGAAUUGAAAAGUGUGCAUAAUUAAAAAAAAAGAGCAGAAUACAAAGAAAAGGAAGAACGGCUGGCGUAAAUAAAAGCAGAAAAUAGUGAAUCGUGAAAGCAUUUUAGAGAUAAGUUGAAUAGAACGAGGAAAGGUAAAGACGAGUGAAUAAAGAACAGUUUGUUCGGGGUGUUAGCGGCCGCCUUCUCGAGUGCCAAAGUGGAAGAAAAUCAAAAGAAGAAUACAAGAGCAGAACGAAAGAAAAGGAAAAACAAGGCAUAGUUUUGACAGUGUGGGAUUUAGCAAAGGGUCGCGGUGUAGCCAAAGAUACAGCAUAUCUCAGCGACGACGAAGUGUGUGAAAGAAAAAUUGCGGUUGCGGGGCGCUGUAAAAUUGAAUUUAAAGCGUAAUUGUGACGAGAAAAUGGAAAUCGAGCCCGACCAAUCGAUAGAGGCAAUGGACACACAAGAGGUCGAAAUAAUCACAAGCGACCUGCAACAUCAGCAACAGCAACUGAAUAAGCUGCAUUUGCCACCAGCACAGCUGCCUAACGAAAACGGCAACGUACCGCCGCAGCAACUACUCGCCGACACCACUUCGCCAUACGCCAACGAACAGGAGAUGACGUCCGUCGAGGAUCCCAAGGAGGAUCAGUUUCGCUCAGAGGCGACAUUUUCAUAUACGGUGGAGAAUAUUGCACAGUUAAAGCAACAACAUCUUUCUCCUCCCGUAUAUGUACGUAUGUUGCCAUGGAAAAUAAUGGUAAUUCCAAAUGAUCGUGCGCUCGGUUUCUUCCUUCAGUGUAAUGGUGAAAAUGAAUCACCCACAUGGUCGUGUAAUGCCAUCGCUGAACUAAGGUUAAAAUGCCACAAACCAGAUGCACCCCCGUUUACACGUGCGCGCAUUAAGCAUCUUUUUUACUCCAAAGAGAAUGAUUACGGCUACUCAAACUUCAUUACGUGGACCGAAUUACAAGAUCCCGACAAAUGCUACGUACAUAAUGGCGCUAUCACAUUGGAGGUUCAUGUUGUAGCUGACGCGCCACACGGUGUACUUUGGGACUCAAAAAAACACACUGGUUAUGUGGGGCUUAAGAAUCAGGGUGCAACAUGCUAUAUGAACUCACUGCUUCAAACACUUUAUUUUACCAAUCAACUGAGACGUGCUGUUUAUAAAAUACCGACAGAGGCUGAUGAUAGUACCAAGUCGGUAGGUUUAUCACUGCAGCGUGUAUUUCAUGAUCUUCAAUUCGGCGACCGCCCAGUGGGUACUAAAAAGCUUACCAAGUCCUUUGGUUGGGAAACACUCGACUCGUUUAUGCAACAUGAUGUACAGGAAUUUUUACGAGUGCUGCUGGACAAAUUAGAAUCAAAGAUGAAGGGUACUUGCUUGGAAGGCACCAUACCGGGACUAUUCGAGGGAAAAAUGUCUUCAUACAUAAAAUGCAAGAACGUAGAUUACAACAGCACACGCUAUGAAACUUUCUAUGAUAUUCAGUUGAACAUUAAGGAUAAAAAGAAUAUCUACGAUUCGUUCAAGGAUUACAUUGCCUCGGAGACUCUUGAGGGUGAUAAUAAAUACGACGCCGGUGUACAUGGUCUUCAGGAGGCAAGCAAGGGUGUUAUAUUUACAGCCUUUCCACCCGUGUUGCAUUUGCAUUUAAUGCGAUUCCAAUAUGAUCCCAUAACAGAUAGUUCAAUCAAAUAUAACGAUCGAUUUGAAUUUUACGAUCGUAUAAAUUUGGACGAUUAUCUAGCCGAGAAGGAGAAGACACCUGCCGAAUACGUUCUGCAUGCAGUGCUCGUUCAUUCGGGCGACAACCAUGGCGGCCACUAUGUGGUCUUCAUCAAUCCGAAAGCGGAUGGCAAAUGGUUCAAAUUUGACGAUGAUGUCGUCUCCAGUUGUCGUCGGGUAGAAGCCAUCGAACAGAAUUAUGGCGGAAACGAUGAUGAAAUAUCGUUCCAUGCUAAGUGCAGCAAUGCAUACAUGUUAGUCUACAUACGUAAAUCUGAGCUGGAACGUGUCCUCAGCGAUAUACCCGAGCAUGAAAUACCCAGUGAAUUAGUAGAGCGUCUUGAAUUAGAGAAAAGAAUUGAGAUGGCUCGUCGUAAAGAGCGGAGCGAAGCGAACUUAUAUAUCUCCAUUCACGUUAUCCUGGAAGAGUACUUUGAAGCGCAACAAAAGCGUCGCCUUUUCGACUUAGAUAAAGUCCACCAACGUCUUUUCAAGCUGAAACAAACCCAGACUGUCGAGGAGAUGAUGGACGCGUUCGUAAAAUCGUUCGGCGUAACAAAAGAUCGUAUGCGCGUGUGGAUUAUGUUUGCGGCACAAUCACAAAAAUUUCUUUAUUUUGAUUUCCAACGGGAAGCAUUACGUCCGAUUGAACAAAUCGCUACUGCACAGAAGCCAUGGGUGAUCUUUCUCGAGUUGGCGUCUCCCCUUGUACCUGGCCGCCCGUUGCCACCGUUCGAUCCUAAACAGGAAGUGCUACUAUUCUUCAAGUAUUAUGAUGCUUGUAAUAAAAGGCUAAAUUAUAUUGGCUGUUCACAACAGCCACUAACCCGGCGUUUAAGUGAACUUGUGCCUGAUGUUAAUGCACAUCUGGGCUUUGAGCCGGACACCGAAUUGACUGUAUUCGAUGAAUGCAACGACAAGAAGAUUCCCAAUAUAAAUGAACCUCUUGAGAAUGUGCUUUACCUGCAUCCGGACAAUUUGCAGGGCUACAUAUUGAUAUUUGAAAAAGAGCAUGUUGAUGUUAAAUUAGAUUUGCCGACAGUCGAGGAUUACUUCUUGGAUUUGGUCUACAGAGUAGAAAUCACAUUCUGUGAUAAGUGUAACCCCAAUGAACCGGAAAUCGUCCUAGAACUCUCUAAUCGCUAUAAUUAUGAUCAAAUGGCACAAGCGGUCGCCGAGCGACUCAAUACUGAUCCAAACAAAUUGCAGUUCUUCAUGUGCGUCAGCAGCUACAAGGAGACACCUGGAAAUGCCGUUCCGUAUACAUUUAAGGGAACUGUUAAGGAUCUAGUCGCAUACUGCAAGCAGAGCGCAUCUAAAAAGCUCUUCUAUCAAAGACUGUCUCUCAGCAUUCACGAACUCGACAAUAAGAAACAAUUUAAAUGCAUUUGGGUCUCAAACGACCUUAAGGAAGAGAAAGAGCUCGUGUUGUAUCCCAAUAAGAAUGAGAAUGUCAAAGGCCUGUUGGACGAGGCUGCCAAAAAGAUACAAUUUGCGGAAAAUAGCCGUAAGAAGUUGCGUUUGCUUAAAGUGGCCAAUCACAAAAUAGGAACCAUAUACAAAGAAGAUACGCCGCUGGAAUCGCUACAAAAGUCGAACGAAACGCUGACGACACAAAGUGCGCAGAAGACUUUCCGCAUAGAGGAAGUGCCUGCCGAAGACAUGCAACUAGCCGAGAAUGAAAUGCUCGUUCCCGUGGCACAUUACAGCAAAGAGAUCUACAACUCAUUUGGUGUGCCAUUCUUAAUUAAAGCGAAACAUAAUGAACCAUACGGUGCGUUUAAGCAACGUAUACAGAAACGUCUCAAUGUGCCCGAUAAAGAGUGGGAGAAUUAUAAAUUUGCCGUCAUUUCAAUGGGACACCCGAACGAAAUUAACGACAAUACACCCGUCGAUUUGGAAAUCUACCGCAAUUGGACCAAUGCACAUUUGCCUUACUUUGGACUCGAUCACAUAAACAAAUCUAGAAAGCGGACAUCCUUGAAUUUCUCUGAGAAAGCGAUUAAAAUUUAUAAUUAAAUUAGAGUAUAAUUGGCGUAAACAACAAAAGCAUAACAAAUAAUGAAACUCAUUGUGGGGUCGAUGUGUGCGUGCAAAAUAAAAGAACUGCUGAGAUGAAGAAAAAUAUGCGGAGAGAAGCGAGAGAGAGGAGGGAUAAUAGCAGGAAAUUUUUAAAUGGGGCUUUAUGGCUAAGAAGACAAGUUAAAUUACAGCACGAUAAACGAUAAAAAAUAGAAAAACAAAAACAAAAAUGUUGCUAACGUACAUAUGUCUUGUUCUUAUGUUUACAAGCUGCAUUCACGCCGAAACAACAACACACAUAUACCAAUGCAAUAACAUCAGCCGCAAAAGCAACAAGGAAAACUAUGAGCAGCCAAAAAUAUGAAGCAAGGAAGUAACAAGCCAACCAAUUUGUCAAUCGGCCAACUAACCAACCAGCAACAGCAAUUGUAAAUGCAAACAAAGGAAAGCAAAGCAAAAAUUCUGCCAAAUGCAACAACAAGCCUAGAGUGUUUGUAAAUUGUUUGCUUUUAUAGUUUUGAAUGUGUUAAAACGCUUCGCCUGCAAAACACUCACAUAGCUCACAAUCACAGACAACACAAACAAGAUUACGUAUGAGUAAUAAAACAAAUGGAAAUACAUAAUACACUUUAACAAAACAAAAACCCGAUCUUUAAAAUUAAACUAAAAUAAAAUUAAUAAAUUUAAAAUAUAGAACUUUAAAGCAGGCGUACGAUUGUAAAAUAUUUGCGCAAAAUUAAAUGUGUGAUGAGGUCUAAGUGAUUUUCAAAAGUUGCUGACGUGAUUGCGGCGGGAAAUGGAUGAUCGAUAUCGGCGUAAAACAAUGAUAUUGGGCAGGAAUCAAGUUUCGUAGUGAUUUUGGCGCUUUAUUCGAACUCAAUAAGUGGAUGUUAGUUAGGUGGUGCAUUUCGGCUUUGACUGUCUGCAUACCUCUUCUACCUGAUAAUUUCGAAAAAGAUUUAACUACCGGAUUAAAAAUCAUGGGCAUCAACAGGCGCAAAGUCUCUGAAAAUGCGCAUCACCAGCAGUAACAGCAACAACAUGGAAAAGCAUAGAGUGCAAGUAGUGUAAUUUGAAAUAUACAGAUCCAUGCACACAUAUACAUAUAUAUAUAUAUAUACAUCUAUUAAAAAUUAGAGAUAUACAUACAUACAUUGAGUCUAACAAAACGAAACGAUCCUGAUGAUUUUUAGAUUACAUGUAUCAGAAAAGCUAUACAUAUAUUAAUAGGAUUUUAUCAACUUCCAAAACACAAAAGACGAAUGAUUCUCGUACAUGCUGAUAAGACUCCUUUAUUACAAAAGCCUACAUACAUAGAAGCAUGGAGGUUAUGCGAAUAAAAAGUUGUGGGGCGAAUGGUGGAGAUUCAUUAUUUUAUGUUUUAUAAUGUUAGCGAAAAUGUUAAGAAUAUUAAUUGAGGAAUCGCAUCCUGCUAUCCUAUCCAAUGUCCUUAAUUAUGUACACAAACAAUUUUUUUAUUUGUGAAUUUUUUUUUUUUAUAUUAAGCGCCUCUAUUUUAAAUUAUCUGAAAGCUGUCCAGCGUUAAAAUACUGAAAAAUGUUCAUACAUAUCGUUACAUUAGAAAUCUUUGAAAAAUUUGUUUUUCCUUUCGUCUGCAAAAAAUAUUACAAAAAUGGGCUUUACGUAAAUAUUGUAUCAUUAAAUCUUAGAACUUGUACGAGAUGUUAUGGGGCGCGUCAUCAUUAUUCAAAAGUGGCGCGAGUGAGCUGAUACUGCGGAAGUCCUCCAUCCUGAACGGAUCAUUCAAUAUGUCAGAAUUUCGGUUCAUAACUAAAGUCAAUAAUACGCAUACGCCUUAAAGCUACUUAAUACCAUGGUCGGUAAUUAUUAUGAACUAAAACAUAUAAAUUUAAUCAUUGGGGAUGGGAUGGUAAUCAUUGUAAAUUAAGAAAAUAAAAAUGUAAUAUUAUUCCUGACUAUUUUCUAAUUCAUAUUUUUCGCCCAACAAUAAUAAUUAUUCCUUUAUAUUUAUAUUUUUUAUCCACAAGUAAUUAAUAAUUUAAAAUUUAUUCGAUCAAGGACAAUUACACUAAACAGCAAAAUCAAAAAAAAAAAAUCCAUCCCGGGCUCACUAUUUUUUCUUAUGUAGUUCGAUCUCCAAAUCAAUAAAAAUAAUUUUCGAAUUUUACCACAUUUUUUAGAAUUUUUCUUUUAUUGUUUUCGAUUUUUAUGAUUUUAACGAAUACGUCAAUCGAUGUAAAUAUUAAUGGUCUUUAAUUUACGUCACUUAUUUUUGAUAUUAAAAAAAAAACAGCUUUUGUUUCCCAAAAAAAUCGUCCAAAAUUCAAGGAGUUAAUAGUCAAUAUUUCUACAGAAGUUGAACCCUCCACGAAGCGAAUCCAUCCAAUCAUAAUAAAACUAUAAGCAAUGAAGUAAAUUUAUACUAUUUGCAUCAAAAUUGUUCCAUUGAAAAUUCUUAUUCGAGUAAAAGUUGAGAUAUCUCAGCGCAACUCAGUGCGUAAUAAAAGUGAGCAAAGUCCGAUAAUAAUGACGUCCACCUUCCAUAUAGUGGUAAUUUCCAAAUAAUAGUCCGGAUUUUAAAACUAAAGACCAAAUAUGGGAUAAAGGAUGACGUAAAUUAAAAAAACAUGUUGUGUAUUUCUAAACCUGGUGACAAAACUACAAAAUUUAUUGGACUUGGAUAAAAAAUACGCAAAAGGUUUGAAAUCUAAAUAUGCCAUCGAAAUUUGCUUUGGCUUGGAGUUGUUUGAUCUCCAGGAAAUAAAUAGUGACAGUUCGGGAUGAAAACUCAUGUUCUCAGUGUUAUUGUUGUUUAUAUUUUAUAUUUGUUGUAACGUAAAACUACAACCAUGUUGCAUGUAAUUGCAAUUGUCGAGCAAAAAAAUUAAAAAUCGAUAAUCUAUUAAUAUUCUUGACCCAAAAAACGUUAAUCAAAAGUAUCAGACGAUCUUUAGUAAAUCAAACAAUAAUCAUUGCCCCGCAAAAAUACAAAAAUUAGAAAAUAGUCAUAAGUUUUUAUUUUUAUUAACACUAAAAAACUGCAACAUCUUUAGAAAUUAUAACACAGACAAAUAUAAAUGGGUAUAUUCAAAAGUUGCAAUAUUUGAAACAUGAUAAUUUUUGAUUAGUUUUAAAAAAUAAUGAUUUUUGCCUUCCCUGUUGCACUUAAAUUUAUUUUUUGCGCCAAUAGAUUUUGCCAUAUUCUAAACUUAGAAAUUUGUUUAAUGAUUCUCUGCGGUUAUUUAAAAUAAUUGCCUUUAAAAAAUCUGAUAUCUCUCUGUCUCCCCAUAACUUUUAUUUGAAUUCGUCUAAAUCGGUCGAUAGAUUAUUUAUUUUUUUAUUUGCUUUACAUUUAAUUGUAAUUAUCAAUUUAAUCGAUUAUCAAGCUUUAUAUCAGUAAAAAUGGUUAGGAUAUCAAUCAUUUCAAAAUUGUUACGCUUGUAGCUUUUCGCAGGUUGUUUAAUUUUUUUGAUGUUCAAGUUGACUUUGUGACUGACGGUUUUGAAACUGGACUACUAAAAUUUUUGUCUGUCCAUUCUUCAAAUUUGUUUUUAUUUCUAAUUAUAAUUACUUCGCCCUUUAAAUUGUGGUAUAUUUUUUGAGAAUUUUAAUUGUAAAUAGUUUACGCACGUGUCCAAAAUACCAAAAAGUCGCUACGAUUUUUCUUUCGACAAUGGCUUUAUAGUAAUUGAAUUCUUUUAAUAAGUUCGAAUGCACUGACUGGAUUUCUGGUUUUGGCGUCGUAAUUGAGGAGAUCGCCAUAUGAAUGUUGCAAUUCCAUUUCAAUAAAACACACAACUAUUUUGAUUAUUAUUUUAAAAUAUUGAAAGCAAGCAUUUUAAAAUGUUAAGGAACAGCAAUUUUUUUUUACUUAUAGUUAAAGUUAAUGUUUCUACGUUUCAAGGAGAUGGAAAUUAAUUAACUAAUAUACAUACAAAUUAAUGCAUAAAAUUAAAAAUUAAAUAUAAAAAGCUAAAACAAAGGCAAUUAAAGUAUAACUACCAUAAAAUAAACAUUUAUUAUACAUAUGUAUGUGUGUGUAAAAAUGAUUACAAUCACGACAAAUAAAAAAAAAAAAUUAUUAAAGCCGAAAA
Molecule: messenger RNA, 8378 nt
Organism: Anastrepha obliqua
Lineage: Eukaryota; Metazoa; Arthropoda; Insecta; Diptera; Tephritidae
Gene: Usp7
Product: ubiquitin carboxyl-terminal hydrolase 7
Exons: 4
Coding region: 970-4299 (1109 amino acids)
Biological process (GO): protein deubiquitination; regulation of protein stability
Cellular component (GO): cytosol; nucleus
Molecular function (GO): cysteine-type endopeptidase activity; cysteine-type deubiquitinase activity; protein binding
Source: RefSeq, a predicted model, not a curated record